AUGGCGGAAUCUGUGAUCUUAGUCACAGGUGGGACUGGCCUCGUGGGCAAGGCCAUCCAGAAGGUGAUCUCGGAGGAUGAGCUAGCCAAGAACGAGAAGUGGGUCUUCCUGUCAUCCAAAGACGGCGACCUUGUCGACAGGAAAGCCACAGAGGCUGUCUUUGAGAAGUACAAGCCUACGCACGUCAUCCAUUUGGCUGCGCGGGUGGGGGGGCUCUUCCACAACAUGGCCAAGAAAGUGGAGUUCUACCGGGAAAACACGCUCAUGAAUGACAACAUCAUGGAGUGCUGCCGCAUACACGGGGUCAAGAAGCUCGUCUCCUGCCUGUCCACAUGCAUUUUUCCCGACAAGACAACCUAUCCGAUAGAUGAGACGAUGCUGCACAACGGUCCCCCUCACAACUCGAACCUGGGCUACUCCAUGGCAAAGCGUAUGGUUGACACCAUGAACCAUUGCUACCAUGAACAGUACGGCGUCCAGUUCACUUCGCUCAUCCCGACCAAUGUCUACGGCCCUCACGACAACUUCAACAUCGACGACGGCCACGUGAUCCCAGGCCUCAUCCACAAGUGCUACCUGGCAAAGCAGCAGAACAAGGACAUGGUCCUUUGGGGUAGCGGCACGCCCAUGCGCCAGUUCAUCUUCUCCGAGGAUCUUGCACGACUGACAGUCUGGGUCCUGCGAGAGUACAAGGAGAUCGAGCCCAUCAUCCUCAGUGUGGGUGAAGAGGAUGAGGUCUCGAUUGCCGACGUGGCGAAGAUGAUUAAAGAGGCCAUGGAGUUCAAAGGUAACCUCAUCCACGACACCACGAAAGCAGACGGCCAGUUCAAAAAGACAGCUUCCAACACGAAGCUGCGGUCAUACAAGCCGGAUUACAAGUUCAAGCCGAUCGCCGAAGGCAUCAAAGAAGCCGUCGAUUGGUUUGUCGCGAACUACGACUCCGCUCGGAAAUGA
Molecule: messenger RNA, 954 nt
Organism: Symbiodinium natans
Lineage: Eukaryota; Dinophyceae; Suessiales; Symbiodiniaceae
Source: the annotation of a GenBank genome assembly